AUGAAGGAAGAGGAACCGCAAGAAAUCAAGCCAAUUUGGAACCCAGCGGCGCUGAUUGCCGACAGGCUCAAGUUGAGUCGUAGGAGUGUGAGCAAUGUCAUCAGUCUUCUCAACCAGGGAGCCACCAUUCCGUUUAUCGCCAGGUACAGGAAAGAGAUGACUGAAAAUAUGGAGCCAGAAAUACUGAGAGAAGUUGCUGAAGGAGUUGAAGAACUCAAAACAGUGGAGACAAAAGUACAGAGUGUCUACACGUCCAUUAAAAAGAUGGGCAAAAUGACCGCAAAUCUGGACACGUCUCUCAGAUGCACCACUUCCCUGGCAGAAGUGGAAACUUUGUAUGCACCCUUCAAGCCUGGUCACAAAGGUACCUAUGCUGAACGAGCCAGAGCCCUGGGUCUGGAGACACUGGCCCAAAAUCUGCUGGAGGGAAAGUAUGUCUCUCUCCACUCAGCAGUCAAUGUCAACACCAAAGGUCUACAGUCAGUUGGGGAUGUGGAGAAGGGAGUCAAACACAUCAUUGCAGAUAUUGUUGCCAAGGACAGUGUUGUCAUGGAGGAGACCAGAAAGUUCUAUGACAGAUGGAAUGUCAUGAUAGAGAGCUGCAAGAACAAGAAGAACUCUGCUGCUGCCAAGAAGAAAGACAAGACCAGCGAGAAAGUCAAAGCCAGCCCGGGCAAGGAAAAUGCCAGAAAUCAAGAGCAGAAGUUUGAGCAGUACUUUGAGUUCAAGCUGCCAGUGAAGUCUGUGAGACCACAUCAGAUCCUGGCUCUGAACCGGGGUGAGGACCUGAAGAUUUUAACCGUGAAGAUCACUGUUGCUGAUGGUGCCAAAAAUAUUUUCAUGAACUUUACAACGAACAAGUAUUUGAGGAACGUGCAGUUCCCAGAGAACUGCACCCUGAUUAGACAAGCCAUUGUUGAUGCCUACGACAGACUCAUUGAACCAAUGUUGUGUAGACAGAUCCGGUCAGACCUGACGAAAAAUGCAGAGAAGGCUUCAGUCAGUGUGUUUUCUGCCAACUUGAAGAAACUGCUCCUGACACAACCCGUCAAGAACAAAACCAUACUAGGGGUCGAUCCUGGCUUCAGAAAUGGUUGCAAGCUUGCAGUUAUCUCUCCAACUAGUCAGGUUUUGUGGACCGGGGUUGCCUACCUCCACAGCUCACCCAAUACCUAUCAGGAGAUGAGGACCAUCUCAACAGCUGUCAACAAUUACAGGUGUGAGAUAAUCACUAUUGGCAAUGGCGUGGCCUGUCGUGAGACAGAGAAAAUUGUUUCUGACAUGAUCAAACAGGGACAGUUUUACUCCAGUACAGUACAGUAUUGUAUUAUUGAUGAGAGUGGAGCCUCCAUCUACAGCGUCUCAGACCAGGCCAAAGUUGACCUCCCAGAUCUGGACCACGCCUUGAGAGGAGCAG
This is a messenger RNA of Candidula unifasciata, 1417 nucleotides long. NCBI's taxonomy places the organism in Eukaryota, Metazoa, Mollusca, Gastropoda, Stylommatophora, Geomitridae. The record is from the annotation of a GenBank genome assembly.